Cornus florida is the source of this 1284-nucleotide messenger RNA. Its product is annotated as aquaporin PIP2-2-like. Gene Ontology annotation, molecular function: water channel activity. The record is from RefSeq and is a predicted model, not a curated record. Gene Ontology annotation, biological process: transmembrane transport. The transcript has 4 exons. Gene Ontology annotation, cellular component: plasma membrane. NCBI's taxonomy places the organism in Eukaryota, Viridiplantae, Streptophyta, Magnoliopsida, Cornales, Cornaceae. Bases 118 to 969 code for a protein of 283 amino acids.
CCCUCACUUCUCAUCUCCUCUACUCAUCACAAACUCUCACCAUCUCUCUCUCUCACACUAAAAACACACACACUAACAUCCUCUGUCACUCUCUCUGAGAAAAGAAGAAAAAGGGCAAUGGCCAAGGACAUUGAGGUGGGCGGCGGGUUCGCAUCGAAGGACUACCAAGAUCCACCACCGGCUCCGCUUGUUGACGGCGAGGAACUGACCCAAUGGUCCUUCUACAGGGCCAUCAUUGCCGAGUUCAUUGCCACACUCUUGUUCCUCUACAUUACUGUUCUGACUGUUAUUGGGUACAAGAGCCAGACUGACCCAACCAAGACUACCGAUCAGUGUGGCGGCGUUGGCAUUCUCGGCAUCGCUUGGGCUUUUGGUGGCAUGAUCUUCGUCCUUGUUUACUGCACUGCCGGCAUCUCUGGUGGUCAUAUUAACCCUGCGGUGACAUUCGGGCUGUUCUUGGCACGAAAGGUGUCAUUGGUCCGAGCCGUGAUGUACAUGGUGGCUCAGUGUUUGGGGGCCAUAUGUGGUUGUGGGUUGGUGAAGGCGUUCCAGAAGACUUACUAUGUUGGAUACGGUGGUGGAGCCAACGAACUCGCUGAUGGGUACAGCACUGGCACUGGUCUGGGAGCUGAGAUCAUCGGCACCUUCGUCCUUGUUUACACCGUCUUCUCUGCCACCGAUCCUAAGAGGAAUGCACGAGAUUCCCAUGUUCCUGUCCUAGCACCACUUCCUAUCGGAUUCGCGGUGUUCAUGGUUCAUUUGGCCACCAUCCCAGUCACCGGCACCGGUAUCAACCCAGCUCGAAGCUUUGGAGCUGCUGUGAUCUAUGGACAGCAAAAAGCUUGGGAUGAUCAAUGGAUCUUCUGGGUUGGACCAUUCAUCGGUGCUGCCAUCGCCGCCUUCUACCACCAGUACAUUUUGAGAGCAGGAGCAGUUAAAGCUCUGGGAUCCUUCAGGAGCACUGCCUAAUAUAUGCAUUAAUUAGUUGCUGUGGGAAUGUUUGAGGAUUGGAAUAAAUGUGUAUGGUCAGACAAUACUUUCGACCUUUAGAAAAAGUUGUAUAUAAAGUAUUGGACCAUUGGUCCAUCAGGAGGCUGUGAAUUGUGUGUGCAUUAUGGGCCUUGGCACUUGUUUUAAGUGUGUGCCAAAGAAGUUGUCUAUGCUGUGUUUUCCUUUCCUUUCCUUUUCUUUUUCUCUUUCUUUUUCUUUUUCUUUUCCUUUUCCUUUCUAUUCUCUCCUCUUGCUGUUUUAAGCAAUUAAUAUAAUAUAGCAACUUUUAUCUUA